CUAUUAAAAAAGUGAGCUUAAGUGUACGAACGAACGAACGAACAAGCGGGUUAUGAUGUCCCCGGAGAGCAACGGUGAACCGGAACCGGUAGCCGGCGCGCUGUUCCGUGGCCGUACGCCACAAGCCGAUCAUCGAUCCUGCUCACCGGUGACACCGGGGGGCAAGCGGAUGCGUUUCACCGACGGUGGUGGUGACGAAGCGUGUAACAGCACCACCAACCCUCUAGUAGUAACCGAAGCCCUAAACUAUAGUGCCGCUGAGCUACUGAAAGCCUUCGGUUACGGUGUUGUUGGUAGCGAGCCGGCCGCGAAGAGAUCGAUAUCUCGCCAAGGAGUGCAUCACGAUGGCGCCGUUGGUAGUGCGAGCGAGGACGAAAUGAUGGGUGACGAUCAACGACGAUCGGGCCGGCGGUCGUGUGAUCCCGAAAGUGGUAGUGGCAUUACCGGAAGUACCGAUGCUCGGCAAGCUGCUGGUGAUCGAAGUGGCAGUAGCAACAGUAGCACCAGCAGCAACAGCAAUAGUAGCAGUAGUAGUGGUAGUAGUAGUAGCUGUCCAACUGUCAUCUACGGUCUGGCUGACAAUGGUGCCAAGUGUGAUACGCUCAACAACAACAACAACAGUCUGGUCAGUGGAAAUCACAGUAUUCACGGUGUUAGUGGUGGUGGUGGUGGUGGUGCCGAUGGUGACGCCAGUUGUGAUAACAACAAUUCAAUCAAGGAGAUGGACGACGGCAAGUUUAGUGAGUUUAGCAAAUUCCUGGCGGACAGCGAGAAGGACGAGAGCAUGGCGACGAUCUUGGAGCUGCUGCACGAUAAUUACGGCCUAAUACAGCGGUACGCGUCAGGGUAUGAUUGCAAGCACGAUAAAUGUCAGUACGAGAGUCUGCACGAGCACUUCCACUGCCACGACACGUUCUGCCGGGGAAAGUUGCUCUACAAGAAAUACGAAAUCAUUCGCCAUCUCAAGUGGCACAAAAAGCGCCAGGAGUCGCUAAAGUACGGUUUUUAUCGGUUCUCUUCGUCGGAUGACUGCAGCAUCCAGUACGGCGCGUGCCAGCAUAACUACAAGCACACGCACUAUCACUGCGUGCACGAGAACUGUGAUAAGGUGUACAUCAGCACGAGCGAUGUGCAGAUGCACGCCAACUACCACCGGAAGCAUGAGGCGAUCGUGAAGAAUGGCUUCCAACGGUUUCGUGCGACCGAGGACUGCAAUACGGAGUACUGUGCGUUUCGGCAUCAGCGAACGACCCACUUUCACUGCCGCCGAGAGAACUGCAAAUACACCUUCAAGAACAAGGCAGAUAUGGAAAAACACAAAACCUAUCACCUUAAGGACGAGAUGCUGUUGCGUGAUGGCUACAAGAAGUUCCUUAAAUCGGAAGACUGCACCUACAAGGAUUGCCGAUUUUCGCGGGUUUGCAACCACAUUCACUGUAUGCACGAAAACUGCCAUUAUGUGCUCCAUUCGAGCGGGCAACUGUUGAGCCACAAGCGAAAGCACGAGCGCAUGGACACCGAGGUGGACUAUCGGCGAUUCCAGAUGGCCCGUAGUUUGCUCACCAAGCUGAACGGAUCGUCGAAAGCGGAGGAGGCGGAACCAGCGCCCAGCAAGUCCAGGGCAAGCACCGGAACACCCGAUACAACGACACUGCACGAUGAUAGUUCGAUCUCUCCGGGUCCAUCAUCUGUACCCAGCUCAGUGACUGCGACCGUCACGACGGAAGCUCCCCCAAAAAAUCCGUUCCUCGAGUUACUCUCGGUGAUGGCAGAGAUCACGUUCCGGGCGUUGCCACUGCAGAUGAUGUACCAUAUGCGGUUACAGCUGUUACAGAACAUGAGUUACGAGCAUGUCUUUGCACCGGAAAACGUCGAAAUGCUACGGGGUCUCUCGCUGAUGGGUUCCUUCGAGGAGAGUUAUCUGCAUCAAAUGUAUGGCGGUGCAAUGAUGGCCACCGGCACUCCAAUAUCCAACCUCCACAAUCCACAAGUUCCUAGUGCAAUUUCGGGCGUUGAACGAGGGGCGGUGGGGGUUAAGAGGAAAUAUAAACCAGAGGAAACUGGCGCGGAUCAACCGGAAACAUUCACAGUAGAUGGGCCACUGUAUAUGAAGAAGGAAUCGCUCAGUACAACGCCACCGCGCUCGAAGCUGCUAUCGAAUCCAUCGGUUGACUAUCGAUUGCUAAAAAGAGAAGACAGUGGGGGUGUUGGGUGCACCACUAGUAUUCCGACCACGACUCCGACCAGCUCCCGAAGAUCCCCGCUUGAGGGUGGCGUGACGGAUCGCGAUCGGGCACUGCUAGAAACGGCCAACUUUCUGCAGUUCAGCUCGAGCAAAACGUUGUUUAAUCGCAAACGGGGACGUCCACGGAAGAACCACGUGAUGGAGGUGUACAAUAAUGUUCAGGAUUCUCCGCAAGCCAUAUUCACCAGCUUCAAGUUGGAGAAGAGCGAUUGCAAGUUAACUGGCGAUGUUCCGCCUUCAACGAUCUCGGCACCCAUGGAGGGACUAACGGCACCGAAGGAAGCAGAGCGAAUUGCGGACCUUCGUCUUGGGGCUCGUACUCCAUCAUCAGGCCGAUCGGAAACGAUACCGGAGUCGAGCAACCCGAUGCAUCCCCCAUCACUUCCUCCAUACGUGCCUGGGAGUUAUAUAGGUCCACCGCCAACAACGAACAAUCUAGGCGGGCUUGAUUCGGCCGGGAUUUUCGGGAACUUUUCGCAGCUCCUAGAGCGUCACAUGCGUGAGGUGAAACAGGAACCAGUAGCCACCAUCACACAAUCGAGCAUCGAUCGCCGGGAGAAGGCUCGCAAUCAUCUGAAGUGCGUUGUGUGCGAGAAUCUGUUCGAAACGUUCGCCGACAUUAAGAACCACGAGUGCCGCGGUGAUCGGGCCGCGCUGGAGAAGCCUUUGCUGGCAUUUCCACCAGCACCACCGGCCUAUACUGGACCACCGAUGAUGGAUUACAGUAGGCCAACUUCAAUGAUGGUUGGUGUGCCGCACCUGUCAGCGCCUCACCCUGUGAAGGAUGCAACCUCAUUGGUGAAAACGGCUGGUACGUUCUUUCCUGAUGUUAAUGCCAACAAAUUAAAGUACUCGUGAGGGUACUGGGUACUGUAGGGAAUUUGCUCAGAACAUUUCUAAGAUAAAGGUAUUGUACUGUUGGUAUAGAUUAUAGAAAACCAUCCUGAAAGGGACACUGACCAUAUGACGGGCCAUAAGAGAACUAUCUAGUAAUGUAAACAAAACGGAAAUGUAAUCAAUUGUAC
Messenger RNA from Anopheles darlingi, 3270 nucleotides. RefSeq lists its product as uncharacterized. The record is from RefSeq and is a predicted model, not a curated record. Gene Ontology annotation, molecular function: RNA polymerase II transcription regulatory region sequence-specific DNA binding; DNA-binding transcription factor activity, RNA polymerase II-specific. Bases 53 to 3103 code for a protein of 1016 amino acids. The transcript is spliced from 6 exons. Gene Ontology annotation, cellular component: nucleus. Gene Ontology annotation, biological process: regulation of neuron differentiation; positive regulation of transcription by RNA polymerase II. NCBI's taxonomy places the organism in Eukaryota, Metazoa, Arthropoda, Insecta, Diptera, Culicidae.